Messenger RNA from Apis cerana (Asiatic honeybee), 6148 nucleotides. RefSeq lists its product as uncharacterized. The record is from RefSeq and is a predicted model, not a curated record. Gene Ontology annotation, molecular function: protein binding. Lineage: Eukaryota; Metazoa; Arthropoda; Insecta; Hymenoptera; Apidae.
GGAAAAGCUCGUGCGAAUCACGUUGUGCAGUGUGAAUUUGUGGAAAACGGUGGAAAAUGUUCGAUGUUCGGUCGUGGCAUCGAACGAACGGCGAAACUGAGUGUUAUUUCGAAGGGGGAAGUGCGCGCGUCGUGCAAGUGAGACGGUACAAUCGACGAUAGUGGGGAAGCCGAGUGUAACCGAGCGAGAGACGAAGCAAGAUCGACAAAGACCCAGCGAGACCGCAACAUGACGAACGCCCGGCAGCAGCCGAGGUGCGGGCAGUCUGCGCACGGACAUCGAUCGAAGCUCACGUUCAGUUAUAUCCACUCCCCAAAAUUCCCGGUGUUUUCUUUUCGAUUCAUUGACACACCGCGUAUAACGAAGUUCGGGACGCGAACGAUUGCGACGCAAUUUACGACACGCCGCCCCCUCGAUCCUGUGAGUCGUGUUUCGAUGUGGUGACAUUUGUGCCUUCUGGAGAAAAAGACUGAAAAUCAUCGUUGUCCCGGACCACCUCGAUUCUACAAUUCUGCCAAUUCAACAUUUAUAUUCUGCUAAUCGUCAUACAUCGAUUGAACAGAAGCAUGGUUUGUGGCUAACCUCUACACAUUCGUCACCGAUGAGUCAAGCAUCCUAAGGAUUUGUGCAUGGGGGUCCAUAGUACGUAGAAAUUCUUAUAUAAGAUACAUCUGUGAAUACAACCAUAUCGGAGUGCCAAUAAUGCUGUAAUAAUCUUUGACUGUCGGCUUUUCUGCAAAAACAGCAAUUGAAAUUGUGGAAGGAUGUUUAAGAGGCUGUCGAAGUCGAGGCGGCACAGCGCCGAUGACGUGGCCCUUUCGUUAUCGAGCCCGACGACCCUGGACGAGCCACCGGGGACGUCUACACCGCGGGACAACUGUCAGAGCAUCAGUCCAGCCGCCCUGCUGAGGGUUUCGAGGACGAAGUACACCAGGAGAAGCUGCGGGGACGCGAGUGCCAUGCAGGCGUUACUCGCCACCAGCAAGCAGGAACAGGAGCAGGACGUAGCUGAGGCGGAUUAUCAAAUGGUCACGGCCGUUCCUGCCUUCAUCGUUGAGCACGAGCCCGAGAAACAACGUGGCUCGAGUUUUGGAGUGUGGGGUCGAAGGAUGAGCAAGAAGAUAGACUCGUUCCGUCGGGCUGGUUCCCGCGAAACGAUCUGCUCCAUUUCCGAGAGGCCCGACACAGGGAAUAGCGGGAACAAUAACAACAUCGCCGCAGCGAGCAACAACAACAACAAUAUAAAUCCGAAAACGGAGAAACCGCUACAGGCGGAGCACGCGAAGCUGGAAAGCAAACUGGAAAGCAAACUGGAGAAGAGAAUUCCUGGAGGUACGUUUCACAGAUCACCCUCGCCCUUCAAAUCCUUCUUCAUCCGCAUGGGCUCGACGGGGAUGUUGAACUCGGCCAGGGGCAACAGACGCUCCCAGAACAUCGAGGACAGGUUGAAAACGAGCGAGAAGGAGAAUUUGUUCCGAAGUUGCAGCACCAGCCAGUUGAACACCAGCCCUACCUACGUGAAAGGCGACGAUCCGUCGGAGGGGAUCGAUCUUCAGAUAGCUAAUCGAAAAGACAAGACCGUGUCUUGCGACAAUCUGGCCGGCCGUCAGAACGACGAAGCGUUCGACGAGCGCGUGAACGACGCCUCCGCGAAUCUGUAUCCGCUCGGGAACAACGGGCCCAUAACGAGUUUCAGCCCGUGCGACUUUGGACAAUCGCGGAACGAGUCUCCCAUGCGGAAGAGCAGCAGCUGCGACUUCAAGGAGGCGAAGAAAUCCAGCUUCCCGUACGCAUUCCUGCGAUCGAAACUCUCCGUCCUGCCCGAGGAACGUCACAGCACGUUCGCCUCGAAAGACGAGCGCCUGUUCAAGACUGCGUCCGAGGAGCACUUCCCUGCGUUGAAGAUCGAGGACACGUACACGGGCACGACCACGCUUGGUCGACGACGAGCCAGGAACGGGAAUAUGUCCAGGGGGAGCCCCAACAAGGAACCGUCCACCUCGAAAUCGGGGCGGAACUCUUACACAGAGUUUCGAAAGAGUGCGAGUAGCAGGUGCGAGGACAGGUACAGUCUGAAUCCGGGACACUUGGAGAGGAUCGACGACAACUUCCAGCAGGAGGACACCGGAUGUUACAGCUCGUACGACAGCAGCCCGAUGUCCCUUAGAGGGAACGCGAGCGUCCAGCAUCCGGAGAGCGGCCAGGAUAGAGUGGACUUCGCAGGAAGGAUGAACGAGGCUAGAUUCUCGGAGACGUCCUCUUUGAACGUGGACCUGGACAUGGUGGCCACGUUGAGGAAACACAGGAGGAACUCGGCCCCGAGUGGCGAGCAGAGGCUCUCCUCUCAUUACGUGAGCUCGAACGAGUCCGGCUACGAUAGCGACGGACCCAGAGGAGAGUCAGCAGCUGCUUCUGAGAACGAAGGUUUGAGCCUGAAGUGCACGGACAGCUCGGACACCAGCAGCGUGGUCGAUUCGGAAUUGGAGAAACCUAUAAGGAGUUCCACUCCGAGCGAGUGCCAGGAACAGGAGAACAGCAACGAAACCAGGACGAGGAAGAACUCCGAAACGGAGGGCGUGAUGAGAGCUGGAAAUUCCGAGUUGAACGACGGUAUAGACGGGCUUAGGUGGCACCAGAGCAAUUCUGGCAGAUUGUUGCCGAGCAUACAUCAGACUUACGACGAUGCCGCGAUGAACUCCCAAUUCCCAGUUUGUGGGAAUGGGCUGACCGCGUUGCAAAACUCGUCCAAAUCGUUGGACAUUUCGCCUCAUAGAAUGAGACUGCAACAGGACAAGACUAGGUUUCUUAGCGAUAUUAUUCAGCCGCCUAAGAGAGUGAGGAGAUGUCGGUUGGUGCAGUUGCAUAAGAGGGACCCGAAGGAAAGCUUGGGUAUCCGGUUGGCGCAGCAACGCUUGCCCGAGCUGCGGUACAUCGUUGUUCAGCUGGAGAGCGAUGGAAUAGCUCAUAGAGACGGAAGACUAAGGCUGGGCGAUGAGAUCGUGGAGGUGGAAGGCAAAGAGUUGAGGACAUUGGAGAGCCUCGAGGAGGUCCAAGAGUUUCUGAGAUCCUUCACGGGCAACAAGAUACGUUUGAUGACCGCGUACGAAGAGACUGUGCCACAAGUGUACGUAAGCCCACCGACCUUACCUGGGGAGUACGAGUACCUGGAAAAUGCAAAGAAUCUUUCCAAUCUGUCGUUGAUCGACAGCGAAACGAAGCAAACAGUACAAUCGGAGGAAUCGGGCAAAUCCACCGCGGACGAAGUAGUUCAAUCCUCGAAAAGGCCAGACUUUUUACCGCUCUCCUGCGUGUCCAAGGAGCGAAAAGGCGGUGAGAGUAAUUUGGAAUCGGCCACAGAGCCGCAACAUUAUUUGACGAGGCAUAUCGCCAAAUUCGAGAAAGGCUACGGCAAGCCUAGUCUUGGUUUCAGUGUAGUGGGUGGUAGGGACAGCCCUCGUGGUGAGAUGGGCAUCUUCGUGAGAAGGGUUUUUCCUGGUGGCCAGGCUGAUGUCUCCAAGUCAUUGUUUCAAGGUGACGAAAUUUUAAGUUUAAAUGGAAAAGUGUUGCGUGGUUAUACUCAUCAAGAAGUAAUCGAAUUGUUCAAGGCAGUAAGGGAAGGUCCUGUCGAGUUAGAAAUCACAAGGAGACACAGGUAUCCAAAAAGUACGCAAAAAUCCGCGCCAUGCUGAGAAGGAGGCAACGUGGACGAAUCUGCCCACCGGAAGUGCUCUUUCGAAUCGAUUUUAAGCGACCUAACGUUCGCUGCAUACGAAGUUUUAGGAUUCUAGUCUAUCAGAACGAAUCUUUGAUCUUUGAUGUUUGUUUCAAUUAAUUUAUUUAACGCGAUGUCGCAAUUGCAUAAUGAUUAAGUUUAUUAUCGAAUGGUUAUUAUUAUUGAUUAUUAUUGACUAUUAUUAUUAUAUUAUUUUUAUUAUUCUAUUAUAUUAUUAUCAUGACUAUAAGAUUUUAUACAGGUACGUUGAAACAGCGUGAAUUUAUUGUAUGCAAUUUCUUUUAUUAUUAUUAUUUUUAUUAUUAUUAUUACUAUUAUUACUAUUAUUAUUAUUAUUAUAGAGGACAAUAAAGAGGUCGUAAUUUUAAGGUGCUUGAGGAAUCUGUUGUUUGCGAAACAAAAUGAUGUGAAACGAUCGACAACGUAAUUUUUCGAUAGUUAUUAAAUAAUAAUUUUAUUUCAAGAGAUUUUACAAAUUUACAAUAUGUACAGAUCCCGAGUUCAUUUUUACAACGGUCACGGAAAUAUUUUCUUCGUUUUUACAAUCUUCUUAUACAGAUUUUCUUCACGCGUCGACGAGUAGAAGGUCUGCGCACGACUUAGCCUUUGUCGUCCUGAAAAAAAAGUAUAAAGAAUUAUUUAAAAUCCUAUUUUUAUUUUGAAAGUUUAAUGUGUUAUAUAAUUAAAUAAUUAAUAUAUAUAUAUGUUUCGUAUUGAUUAUGUAAAAGUUUGGAUUCAAUUAUUAAAAUAUUAUUGAAAUAAGUAUUGAAUAAGUAUUAAAACUUAUAAUAUUGUAUCAGAUAAAUAUUCAUAUUUUUGGAAUAUUACGAUACGUUUAUUGUAAAAUAAAAAACUAAGAAUUUUCGGGAAAUAUAUUAGAAAAAUAAAAUCAAAAGAUUAGAUAAAACUUUUUAAAUAAAGAUUCAAUUUUCCUUUGAUUAAUUUUGUCUCGAAAACGUAUUUUUUAAAAAAAUUCAAUUUUAUACGUAUAUCUAUUUUAAAUAUUUUACUCUUUAAAAUUGAAAAAUUAGUAUGAUUAAUCCUACUACUUUUACAUAAUCAGUACGAGAAUAUCUAAUAUACAAUUUUAUAAUACAUAUUCUUUUAACUCAAUUUUCUUUUCUCCUUUUUUUUUAAUACAAUCAUUUAAAUUGUAAAACUAUAUGCAACUAUAACACUGCCGUACUCACUGUAGUUCCUUAUUUUUAAUGCGUCUACAAAGGUGCAAAGCAACCGGUCCAGUUUUGAUAUUACGGAAAAGCUGAACGGCCUUUCUAUGGGUCAAGUCGUGACAGACAUGGCCAUUCACUGCCAAAAUCUCGUCACCUGCUCGCAAACGGCCAUCUUCUGCGGCUUGCCCCCCUGGCAAUACCGAUUUUAUAAAGAUACCUGUAACAAACAUAAUUAUAUAGAAUAGUAUAGUGUGUUAUGGAUUAGAGAAAGGAAACUAAGCAACGAUUAAUCGAAAUGAAUUCGAUAAAGAAAUAUUAUUAACGUGAUAAUUAUUAAUUAUUUACUCGCAGAUAAUUUAUUAACAUACGAUUUGAUGAAAUUGAAUAGUGUUAAUAAAUAAACUUUAUAGACAAGCUCUGACAAUGUAGUGUUUAACGUAACAAUUUGUAAUUUGUAGAAAAAAUUUUUAUAUAACAAUUAAAAUUUAGAAUUCUAGAAUUUAGAAGAUUCAGAUUUUAAUUUGUAUCGUUAUGAGAAUUUAAUGAAUUGAAUUGAAAACUUUGCGAGGAAAAUUGUCCUUUGAAUUUUAUUUUAAAAUUUAAUUUUCAUAUUUUUGUUUUAGCGACGAUAGUGAUAAAUUAUGUAUUUUUAAACAGGAUAAAUAUUAUUAUUUUUUUUUAUUUGAAUUAUUGGAUUUUUAUCUAUUAGCACGAAAAAAUAAAAUUUAAAAAUCUUAUUUCUUUUUUGAAAUUAAUUUGAUAAUACAAAAUAUAAAUGGACAAUUCUAUGAUACUAAUUUACUUUUGAAAGAAUGUAUUUUAAAAAAGAAAUAUUCCUAAUGAAAUUAAAAUGAAUAAAAUCGUAAUAUCUUAAUCAUCUAAUUCGUCAUGCUUUCAAAAUUAAUUUUUUAAAUCGUUGUCUCCGCGUCGUAUCUACUUGAUCUCCAUCUGUUAUACAAAUUUAAUUCUUUACAAUAUAUUAUCGUAUAUGAAUUAACUACAUUAUACUUUGAACUAUAUUAAAAUCUAUUCCUAAUUUUACGUAAAAAUUAAAACAAUGAAUUACCGCGAAUCAAACUUAUUUUAACAAUUUAAAUACAAAUAAUUUCUUCCCUGCAUUUUCCUGUUCCAUAAUCAUAUUCAAUUCAUUACAUCAUUUCAACAUAAAUAAUACCACAAUUUAAAAUAUUAAUAUCCAAAUAAUCAAUUCUUUCUCUCUCUCAUCAAUCCCCCUCCUCUCUCU